AUGAAUGAUAUCACUUUUGACCCUCGCAUCUCAACCAUCUACCAUUUUAUGCCUACGUAUGAAAAUGGGACAGAAGAAUUUGUCUUUGAAGCUGAAGAAGAGUACCAGCUGUGUUUCACAAACAACCCAGCUUGCCAUGCCAACUGGGUCGUUCAAAACAGCAACAAGUUGAAGAGAAACGUUUCUGUUGGUGCUUUGAUCGAUCCCAAUCUGAUCAAUGUAACUCAGUAUAUUAAAUGCGAUCAUUCUGGCACAAAGGCAGAGAGUUCAAAGAAGCAAGCAGUUGAAAAUGAUGAGCUCCCUGUUGUCAAGCGUAGAAAUACCAUGGGUAACAGCAUCAAGGUGGGAUGCUUGGCUGCUUUAGUUGUUAAGUUCUUUAAUGGCAGUAAA
Phycomyces blakesleeanus NRRL 1555(-) is the source of this 390-nucleotide messenger RNA. RefSeq lists its product as hypothetical. Lineage: Eukaryota; Fungi; Mucoromycota; Mucoromycetes; Mucorales; Phycomycetaceae. The transcript has a single exon. The record is from RefSeq and is a predicted model, not a curated record. The annotation marks the transcript as partial.